AUAAUCUUGAAUAGUGUUUGGUCAUAUAGUUCGCGAUCAAGAGUUUAGAACAUUUGUUAUAUAAAUAUCGUGUCGCAGGCGUGCGUUCAUUUUCACAGAUGGCGGUAUUAGCAGUGGUACUACUUCUAGCAUGCCUGGAGAGAGCGGUUGCACAGACGUUCGGCUGCUCUAACACCAAGAUCAAUGACCAGGCUCGUAAGAUGUUCUAUGAUGCUCACAAUGAUGCAAGACGAAGCAUGGCUAAAGGGCUUGAGCCAAACAAGUGCGGACUCUUAUCUGGUGGAAAGAAUGUUUAUGAAUUGAAUUGGGAUUGCGAGAUGGAAGCAAAAGCUCAGGAAUGGGCAGACGGAUGUCCCAGCUCUUUCCAGACAUUUGAUCCAACAUGGGGGCAGAACUACGCGACGUACAUGGGAUCGAUUGCUGAUCCGCUUCCAUACGCUUCCAUGGCUGUUAAUGGGUGGUGGUCGGAAAUUAGAACCGUAGGACUUACGGAUCCUGAUAACAAGUACACUAACAGUGCAAUGUUCCGAUUUGCUAAUAUGGCAAAUGGUAAAGCUUCAGCUUUUGGAUGUGCAUACGCGUUGUGCGCAGGAAAACUAUCCAUCAAUUGCAUUUACAACAAGAUAGGAUACAUGACCAAUGCUAUCAUUUAUGAAAAAGGAGAUGCCUGUACCAGUGACGCUGAAUGCACCACCUACUCAGACUCACAAUGCAAAAACGGUCUUUGCUAUAAGGCACCUCAAGCUCCAGUCGUUGAGACUUUCACAAUGUGCCCUUCGGUCACGGACCAGUCGGAUCAGGCGCGUCAAAACUUCUUGGACACCCAUAACAAAUUGCGUACAAGCCUUGCCAAGGGACUUGAAGCUGAUGGAAUUGCCGCUGGAGCAUUUGCACCAAUGGCCAAGCAAAUGCCAAAACUGAAAUACAGCUGCACAGUUGAAGCAAACGCCAGAACAUGGGCAAAAGGAUGCCUUUACCAGCAUUCAACAAGCGCACAGAGACCAGGACUCGGUGAAAAUCUUUAUAUGAUCAGCAUUAACAACAUGCCUAAAAUUCAAACCGCGGAGGACUCCUCAAAGGCUUGGUGGUCCGAGUUGAAAGACUUCGGAGUCGGUUCUGACAACAUUCUGACCCAAGCAGUUUUUGAUCGUGGCGUUGGACAUUACACACAAAUGGCAUGGGAAGGAACUACUGAAAUUGGAUGUUUUGUGGAGAAUUGUCCAACAUUCACUUAUUCCGUAUGCCAAUAUGGUCCAGCCGGAAACUACAUGAACCAACUAAUCUAUACCAAGGGCUCACCAUGCACAGCUGACGCCGAUUGCCCAGGAACCCAGACAUGCAGUGUCGCUGAAGCAUUAUGUGUUAUCCCUUAGUAAAUUUUCUAUGCAACUCUUUGAAAGUCAUAAUAAAUAUGCAAAAAUUACU
Molecule: messenger RNA, 1425 nt
Organism: Caenorhabditis elegans
Lineage: Eukaryota; Metazoa; Nematoda; Chromadorea; Rhabditida; Rhabditidae
Gene: vap-1
Product: SCP domain-containing protein
Exons: 8
Coding region: 99-1373 (424 amino acids)
Cellular component (GO): extracellular region
Source: RefSeq, marked reviewed